Molecule: messenger RNA, 1942 nt
Organism: Haliotis rubra (blacklip abalone)
Lineage: Eukaryota; Metazoa; Mollusca; Gastropoda; Lepetellida; Haliotidae
Product: GTPase IMAP family member 9-like
Exons: 3
Coding region: 293-1546 (417 amino acids)
Molecular function (GO): GTP binding
Source: RefSeq, a predicted model, not a curated record
AUAUACCUCGGUUGCCAAACACUUGUUACACCCUCUCUUGCGUAUCGUUAAACGUGACGUCUAUGACAACACUGAAGGAUGUACCCAUACUCGGGGAAUGGGGUGUUUGGGAUUCCCAAUGUCACAAUGUUCUCUUUGUGAUCAAUAAGCUCUCGCGCCUAUUUAUAUUUCAACGCUGGGGGAAACCCACGGCUUGUGACGUGUUACAGCUUUCGCUGCAGUGCAGUUAAACAACAAACCUGAUUCGUGUUCAGAUGUACACAAGGUGAGUUUAGUAGGAUUGAGGAAUAACAUGGCAGGAUUGGAUCAACGACAAAGAAGCAGAGACAAUAUUAAGAGAAUGGAUACGCCUAUUGGAUGGUCAGAGAACGUUUGUCCAGAGAGAAGACUGGUCGUCUUGGGACGGACAGGGUCUGGAAAGAGCACUACUUGCAACAACAUCCUAGGUCGGGACGAAUUUAAGUCCGACACAUGUGGUCAAAGUGUCACCAACAAAUGUCAAAGAGCCAUCUGUCAGAGGUUUGGACGAAACGUUGAGAUCAUUGACACUCCAGGACUGUUUGAUACGGGCAUGUCCAAUGCCGACAUCACCAGAGAGGUGGUGAAAUGUAUUGGGAUGACUGCGCCUGGACCACAUGCCUUUGUUAUGGUUGUCAGGAUCGAUCGAUUUACGAAAGAGGAACAAGACACAGUGGAACACUUCAAGAACGUCUUUGGAAAAGGAAUGAUGAAGUACCUCAUGAUUCUAUUUACCCGAAAGGAUGACCUGGAUUAUUGCGGGAAAACUAUUGAGAAAUAUCUUGAAAACGUACCACAAAUGCUACGAGAUCUUCUGAAGUCCUGUGGAAAUAGAUAUAUUGCUUUUAAUAACAGGGCAUCUCCAGAGGAGAGGAAUGAGACAGUUCAAAGGUUUCUGGACAUGGUGGACAGGAUCCACUCUAACAAUUCUGGCGAGGUCUACACAAGUGACAUGUACAAGGAAGCUGAGAAGGUUAUGCUGAAGAGGGAGGAACAACUCAGACAGGAACAUGAGGCUGAAGUAAAUAAGGAGAAGAGAAAGAUUGAAGAAGAAUAUCAGACCAAGAUGACAGCAAUGGAAGAGGCCCAAACGGAGAAGAUCGCUCAACUUGUACAACAGUUAAGCAUUAAAGAACAGCAGAAGGAGCAACAGCUGGAAAUGGAGAAACUGAAACUGGAAAUUGAGAAACAGAGACUGCAUAUGGAAAGCGAUCUUCAAAAGGAACGACAGCGUCUGGAACUGGAAGCUGAACGGAGGAAGAUGUUAUGUGAGGCUAAUCCUCCAAAUUAUAGAGAAACGGCUAAAAAAGAAGUCAGCAAUGAAGAAGUGAUGGUGAUGAAUCUCAUCAAGGGUGUUGUGAAGCUGGUCGGACCCCAAUUACUUGUAAUAGCUUUGGAUAAGAUGGGCGAACACUUUGCCAGUAAGCUGUCAAUUGCCCCUGCGACAAAUGAAUGUGAUAAAGCUGAAUCAUCUGUUGAUGAGGAACAGGUUACAGAUAAAACCAACAGGAAGGAGGAAGCCAAAUAGUUGAACAUCAGUCAUGCAUUGUAUGGAUAUAUUUUUUUAUAUGAAUAUACUGGCUUCACUUUGUGUAAAAUGUUUCAAACGCAUAAUAUCCAGUUCCGCCUAUUUCUUCAAUCGUCCACUGAUUACAAACCUGUGUUAGCUCGAUCAUAUCAUGUUUAAUAUUCCCCAAAAAUAUAUCUUCAAAUAUGCGUGUGUGUUUUUAUUAUAUUACAUCUUCUAUCACAGUAAAUCGGUUGUAUAUUUGUCCGUUCUAGUAUGCGCAAAGCUCAUAUAUCUUUUAUGAAGGAUGAAUUAACAUUUGGCGCUUCAGUGUAUUUGUGUAAAACUAACAUUGUAUUAGGGUUUUGUGUCUGUGAAAUCACACUUCUUAAAUAAAACGGUUCUUUUCCAAAAGUC